CUCCCUCUCUCUUGUUGCUAAAGCGAAUCGCAAUGCCUAAGCAAAUCAAAGACAUUAAGGAAUUCCUUGAAAUUGCUCGCCGCAAGGAUGCCAAGUCGGCCUGCAUCAAGAAGAACGCCGACUCUGUCAAGUUCAAGGUUCGCUGCUCCCGCUACCUCUACACCCUUGUCGUCAACGACAAGCAAAAGGCUGGCAAGCUUAAGCAGUCGCUUCCCCCCACUCUUUCUGUGAACGAGGUCAAAUAAACUAGCCUGUGUAUCUAGUAGAAACUUUGUUUUUUCAACGAAAGUAAAAGAAAGAAAGGCAUUGCUGAUUAUUUAAUACCAUUGGAGUGCAUGUGUAAAUGUGCGUAUAUAUUUGAAAAUGGUAAAGAGGAGAGUGAACCGAUGUCAUUAGGGCUGUACGCGCUUAUGGUUCCAAAGCUUACUUAUCGAUCUUCGACCUAUAAUAAAGGAUUUAAAGUAAACUGCA
Zychaea mexicana is the source of this 471-nucleotide messenger RNA. RefSeq names its product 60S ribosomal protein L38. The coding region runs from base 33 to 245 and encodes 70 amino acids. The record is from RefSeq and is a predicted model, not a curated record. Gene Ontology annotation, molecular function: structural constituent of ribosome. Gene Ontology annotation, cellular component: cytosolic large ribosomal subunit; ribosome. The transcript is spliced from 4 exons. Lineage: Eukaryota; Fungi; Mucoromycota; Mucoromycetes; Mucorales; Lichtheimiaceae. Gene Ontology annotation, biological process: protein-RNA complex assembly; translation.